Molecule: messenger RNA, 1819 nt
Organism: Labrus mixtus (cuckoo wrasse)
Lineage: Eukaryota; Metazoa; Chordata; Actinopteri; Labriformes; Labridae
Gene: slc48a1a
Product: solute carrier family 48 member 1a
Exons: 3
Coding region: 209-643 (144 amino acids)
Biological process (GO): heme transport
Cellular component (GO): plasma membrane; lysosomal membrane
Molecular function (GO): heme transmembrane transporter activity; heme binding
Source: RefSeq, a predicted model, not a curated record
CUCAUUCUUCAGCUAAAAAAGGGGCAGGCGUCGUUAAGCAGAGGGUACUUACAUUUUUGUCGUUCUUCCUGUCAUUUAGGAUAUUAGUUACAUAAUGUGGUGGCAUCGGUAAGCUGUUAGCUGAAGUCUGUUUACAUUUUAAAAACAAGGUUUGAUCUCUCACGCCUGUUACAGAUUUUUACUUUGGAGUUGACAAUAUUGAAAAAAAAUGGCAUUCAGUAGAGUUUACAUUAGCAUAGGGUACGCUACCUUUGGCACCCUGGUUGGAUUUUCUGCUUUCUUGAUCUGGAAUAUUGCAUACAAACAGCCAUGGACAGCUGCGAUGGGAGGCCUGUCAGGAGUGUUGGCGCUCUGGGCUCUUGUCACACACGUCAUGUACCUGCAGGACUUCUGGCGCACCUGGCUCAAAGGCCUCAAGUUCUUCAUCGCCGUUGGCAUGCUCUUCUCAGUGGUGGCAGUGGCCGCCAUCGUCACCUUCCUAGCUCUAGCCAUCACACUCGAGCAAUCUCCCACAGACCCAAAGAGCCUCUACCUGGCCUGUGUGUGGAGCUUCCUGUCUCUGAAGUGGUCCUUCCUCUUGGCUCUAUACUCCCACAGAUAUCGUCAGGAGUUUGCAGACAUCAGCAUCCUCAGCGAUUUUUAAGUCGGUGCUGAUUUUCCACACUGAACGGACUUUGAGGGUUUUAAGCUGCCGGCUGGAGCUGCUGAACGAGCUUUGGUAACAAAGAGGAGGAGAAGCAGAUACGGCUAGAUUAAAAAGUCAGCAGACUUUUACCACAUGGAGUUGCACUUGUAUUUGUAUUGUCACCUGUUCAGCUACUUUAAAUGACCCACAUUGUGUUUCUGUAAGUCGAGACUGUGAGCAGUCGAAAACAUCUGCUGCUUUUGAGGAAACAAAAUGAUUUAUGGAGAGACACAGAGAGGUGUUGUUUCAAACAGGUUUUAUCUUGUUCUUUUUUUUUUUGUAAACUAACACUUACAAGGAAAUAACUGUAACAGGCUUUUAAUCUAAUGAUAGGUUGUCAAAGUGAACGCUGAAAUCUUUAGAAACCAAAAUUGAAACCUUCCUUCCCGAAGCGUUAUUUAGACGAUGCUAGGUAGACCAAGUUUAUUGAGGUGCUUGAAUGUUUUUACCCAAAUGACCUUUUUCAUAGUUGCAGUUUUCAAUCCCACAAUAGUCUCAUCUCUAGACACUCGCUGUCGUACUUUUGUCGGUUUUAAAUCAGUCUCUAAGCUCCCUUUAAUGUCUUGAUGCACUUUGAGAAUUAUUAUUAUUUUUUAAUUAUUUGUUAUUUCACCUUUCCUAUUCUCCUCAUGCUUUUACUCUUCAGACAAACUGAAGAGAAAGGCUGUCCUGUAGAAGUUGUGCUGUUUCUGUUUUGUACCACUAGGGGGAGUCCUGCUUUGUUCUGUCAAGAAAGACUCCAUUUAAAAGUUUGAACAGUCCUCCAAAGCAAAAAGAAGAAAUGGAUUUGAUGAAUAAAUGCACUUUAGUCUUUGAUAAUGACACCCUUGUUUUGCACACAAAUCCUGUUACAAAGGGGGUGGGGUUCAUGUCCUUUCACUUCUUGUCAUCUUUUUCUUACCCUUUUUAAUAAUGUAAUGCACUAUUCAUGUGUAACAUUGAUUUUACUGUUAGUGUUGUUUAUGUGCGUCGAGAUAGAGUAGGCUUACUGAGCUCGUUGUAGCUGCUGCUUAUGUCGACCUUUUUACCAUGAAACAUGUUCAAUUGAUUUUUGUCCAUGAUGAGAGAAUGAAUGUUUGGAUGCUACAUGUAUAUAAAAACUGAUCCCAUUAAAGUUCAAUUGAUUGUUAAAUA